Messenger RNA from Brassica rapa (field mustard), 2424 nucleotides. RefSeq lists its product as uncharacterized. Lineage: Eukaryota; Viridiplantae; Streptophyta; Magnoliopsida; Brassicales; Brassicaceae. The record is from RefSeq and is a predicted model, not a curated record.
AUGACCAGUAGACAUACUCGGAGCAACGCACAAGGACCACUACAUCAGCUGACUAACGAAGAACUCGCAAGAUUAGAAAGACAGAACCGUCAACAGCCAAGAACAACCGACACCAACAUGGGUGAUCAUGGCAAUAUGGAUGACCUCACUGCUGCAUUGGCACUCAUUCAACAACAAAUGCAGAAUCAGCAACAGCAGAUGCAGCAGAUGCAGCAAACCAUCCAGAAUCAGCAACAAGCUGCACAAGAGCAAGCAGCCGAGAACGCUGCGCGAGAGGAGCGUGGUGCUCUUAUUGGGGAGCGAAACCUUCCGAGGAAUUUUGCUACUAACCGCUCCCCCAUCAACCCUCCACCCUGUACUCGACAGGAUUAUGAGAUCAAACCUGCACUGAUUGGUCUGGUACAGAAGAGCACAUUCAGUGGCCUCACUUCAGACAUACCAAUGGAUCACAUAGAGGCCUUUGAGAGGAUCUGCAAUUUCUCUCGCUCAAAUGGAGUGCCACCGGAUUACGUCAAGUGCACGCUGUUCCCAUUUUCUCUUGAAGGGAAAGCUGCACGUUGGCUGCAAUCUCUCCCAACCGGUUCUCUAACCUCAUGGGAUCAGGUUCGAUCAGCAUUCCUGAGCCACUUCUACACAAAGUCCAAAACCGCGGCUCUAAGGCAUAGAAUCUCCAACUUCAAGCAGAAAUCUGAUGAACCCUUUUAUGAAGCUUGGGAGAGGUAUAAAGAGUACCAGAGGGAAUGUCCACACCACGGGUUUGAUGACGAUUACAUAUUGGAGGUGUUCUACGAUGGAGUGAGCUAUGAGUACCGGAACACCCUCGAUUCCUCUAGUAACGGAGACUUCAUGACUCAGACCACCCCUGGUGCAUUCGCGUUGAUUGAGAACAUGGCUUCCAGUUCACUCAACAAGAACAAGGAGCAUGAUCGCUCCAAAAGUGUGAACAGCAUAGACGAUCUAGCGGCGAAGGUGGACCAACUGCUGAAGGGAAACCAGAGCCAGGUCUUCAUAAUGGAAGAAGCAACUCCUGAGAAGAGUGCGGGGGACAAGGCGUUUGAAGCUGAGCAGGCAGGAGACGAUCAGCAGGAAGUGAGUUACGUAAAUGGACAAGGGUGGCAGCUGAAGAAUUAUCACCCAAACCCUAACGUAAGGAACAAUCCACAACUUUUCUGGCCUAAGAAGGACAAACAAGUUGAUCCGGCGCAGAACAACCAGGGCCAGUAUUCGGGAUAUCAGAAGAACUAUCAACCCCGAACAUAUGUUCUAAGCCAACCGCAGAGCAAUCAGCCUCAAAUACAGAACCACCAGAACACUCAAGUUACCUCCACCCCUGUCGCUGUUCCGCAAGAUGAAACUAAAACCAUGCUGCAGCAACUCCUCCAAGGACAACAGCUCCAAGGGAAAGCGCUGAACCAGGUCACUACCGAGAUCAAUACUAGGAUGAACCAUAUGUUCAGAGACCUGAGCACCAAAUAUGAUAAUGUCGCAAGCCAUAUGAGACAGAUGGACAUUCAGAUAGCUCAGACUGCCGAGAGUGUCAAGAGACAGCAAGGUACUCUACCUGGUAAAACAGACAAAAACCCCAAGGAGUGCAAUGCGGUUCAGCUAAGAAGCGGGAAGCAACUCUCCGAGCCAGAAAGAAGAAGGUUCACCGCGGCUGAGAAAGGCAAGCAGAAUGAGUCAGAGCAACCACCAGCCGACCAAGCAGAUGAGGGGAAUACAGAGCCGGUAGUUGAAACAGCCUCGCCACGCUCAGAACAACCGGCUGAAGCAGUGCGCCCGAUUCCAGAGGCUGUUCCUCCUCGCGAAUACAUUCCAAAAGUCCCUUACCCUGUUCCAGCGAAGGUCACUCGUAAGGACAAGGAGGAAAUAAAAUGCAGGAAGAUGCUGGAAGAUCUAACCGUCCGACUUCCCCUGAUGGAUGCGAUUCAGAUGAUGCCCUCCAUGCGUAGCUUUAUGAAGGGGUUGAUCUCAGGGAAAAUAUCAGACGAGAGCGAGUUCAUGACAGUUUCCAAGGAGUGCAGCGCAGUGCUUCAGAACAGGCAAAUAAAAAAACGAGGAGAUCCCGGCAAAUUUGUCCUCUCUAUCCAGAUUGGGAAGACAGUUUUUGCCUGCUCCUUGGUGGAUCUUGGGUCUAGCGUGAAUCUCAUGCCCUACUCUGUCGCUUUACGACUCGGAUACACGCACUUCAAACCAACUAAGAUGUCCUUGGUUUUCGCAGACAGAUCAGUCAAAUCUCCUGUUGGUAUUCUAGAGGAUCUCCAAGUGAAAGUAGGGAACACCACUGUUCCAGCAGACUUCGUUGUUCUGGAAUUCGAAGAAGAGUCUAAAGACCCCCUCAUCUUGGGAAGACCAUUCUUAUGUACUGUCGGAGCUAUCAUUGAUGUGCGACAGGGAAAGAUUGAUCUGAAUCUUGGGACAUAG